AUGGCAAUAUCUAAGAAUGAUUUGAACAUCUUUGCCCUUCUAGUGACACUUGUUAUUUUGGAAACAGGGAACUUAAUUGAAUUUUCAUGUCUGGUUUCACCGGAACACAAAGAGGAAAACUUUCAGCAAAGAAGAAAUGUGCUCAAAGGCCAGUGGAAUUACAUUAUUGAUGUUGUAGUGAAUGCCUCUAAUUUAGAGACAUUUGAGCAGAUUCGGUCUUCCUUGAAUGCUACUGGUCUUCCCAUACAACAUGAUAACAACACACAGAUCUCUGACAUUAGCAUCACAAUAGUGUGUUCCUCACCUGGCACUGGCUUCCAGUGUAGAUGUGAGGAACAAUUUGCUUGGCCAUACAGCACCUGUGCUACAUAUGGAGCCUGUGAUUACAUAUCCAGUUGGAUGUGUAAAUGUAUCAAUGCCAUUCCAGCUAGUGGCCAGUCCUGUCAGCCAAUAUUAGCACUUCUAACUCAGGUUGAGUAUGAAGUGGAUCUGGAGCUGCCUGUGACAGAUGUUGGGACAGACUACCUUAGGAGCCUACUGAACAAUGGCAGCUUUUCCCUGGCUCUGGGUCCUACUGUAAAUUUCACAUAUAUUGACAUCAUCACAGGUAAGAAUGGAGUUUCUGCUGGUUUGAUGAGUGCUACUUUUGAUAAUGAAAGUGCUGGAUGUAUUAACAGUAUUCCAACCAGUGGGCAAUACUUCCAGCCAAAGAUAGUUGACUACUUACUUUAUGAAUACCAAAUUUUCAUUGAGGUGAAUAAUACAGAUACAGAUCAACUGAGAAACAACCUCAAAAAUAUAACUUUUCCAGUCCAAAUCAGCAUGCAAAUAAACAUCUCAGUUGCUGAUAUAACUACAGGUAAGAGCAAAUAUUUUAGCUUCAGAAGACUAUGUGAUGUUGAUACAAACAACACAUGCAGUUGCAUCAAAGCUAUUCCCAAAGAUGGACAAUACUAUCAGUCAUUACACCAUCAACCUCCUCCAGUUGUUUGUGAAUACCUAAUUUCUAUUGAAUUAAACAUCUCAGAUGUUACACUAAUAAAUCAACUGAGGACCACGCUGAGCAAUGUCAGUUACCCCAUCAGCAACAGCAACCACAUUCAAAUCUAUGACAUCAACACUUCUACAGUUUGCUUUCCAAGAAGUGAUGUUUACCAGUGCAGAUGUGAGGAUCAGUAUCGUUGGUCAUGUUACCAAUGUUUACUGUAUGGAUCCUGUGACAGCAUCACUGUUGACACAUGUGGAUGCAUCAAUGCUAUCCCUCCUGAUGGACAAUAUUGCCAGUCUACUGACCAGCACACUUCUACAAUUGUGUAUGAGUACCUCAUUUCUGUUGAGUUGAACAUCUCAGAUGUUACACAAAUCGAUCGACUGAGGACCAUUCAGACAAACAGCUACCCCAUCAGCAUCGACAAACAAAUCCAAAUCUUUGAUGUCAACAUUUAUAAAGCUGGUAGUGUGACUCUUAGCUUAAAAACAUCAGACGCCACAAGCCUUACAACAACUACUAGUACCAAGGCUACUACUAUCCCCACCACGACCACUACCAUGGCUGCUAGCACUAUCCCCACCACCACUACCAGUUCAGCUGCUACCGGAUUCAAUGUGGAAAUGUCGAUCAGAUUAGACAAAGAAUACACGGCAGGAUUAAAUGAUUUAACGAGUUCUGAGUACAAAGAAUUUAAAUCAAGGAUUCAGUCAGUGGUAAAGAAACAGUAUAAAGAAAUCACAGGCUAUAUCAGUGUGUUUGUGAAGGGAUUCAGAGAAGGAAGUAUAAUUACAGAUUUUGUUGUUCAGACAACACAAGUUGACCCUGAUGAAAUGGCCAAAGCAAAUCAAAAACUCCCACAAGCAAUACAUUCUAUUGCCCCUGUCAUUGGCUCAGUUUCUGCAUUUUACAAUAGUUCAACUUCAAUCAGUAUCCCGGAACUCACUUAUACUGGAAACAGCAUGAUGCUGACAUGUGGGACUCCAAAGAACAUUAAUGUGGGACAAAUAUCUAGUUCUAUGUGGAAAUUUAAAGGGCGUGAAAUUAAAGAGAGUGGAAGGAUUGAAAUAACUACUUCUAACAAUGUGUCUGUGCUUAAAGUUAACAACGUGAUUACUGCUGAUAGUGGACUUUACAGUUGUACGCUGAGCGGCAAAGCAAUGGAUUUCCUCCAAGAAGGAGUUGUAACACAAGCUAAAAUCAAACAAGCUCCCAUUAUGCGACUACAGAGUGGAGUUAACGUAAAAUGCAAAAACGGACAGAUACUACCCAUUAAGUGUUGCGUGCAGCAUCCCUACACAGUAAAGUGGUUUCAAGACAAAUUUCCUUUAAACUCAGUUCCUUUUAACGAUGGAGAAGCCAACUGCAUCAAGCAUGAUUACCAACUAGAACGGUGCAUUGGAUCACAGGAAGAUAAAAUACGAUUUAUUUGUAGGGUUGAUAACGCACCAAGUUAUGAAAUGACAACAAUAAUAACCAUUUUCAGAGACGAUGUCACGUGUAAUGAUGCUCAGUAUGGGACCGGGCGAGCAGGUGACAGAUCAAGCAUAGGAUGUGAGGAAGGUCAAGAGGGGAUCAAGACUGCGGUCUGUCAGGAAACAGGAGAGUGGAAACUUGAGAAGGACACCUGUAUUGUAACACAAAUUAAGGAAUUAUUCGUUGAUUCUCAGGAUUUGGUUGUGGAGGAAGUGACACAAUUUGUGGUGAAUCUAAGUAUAGCUGUCCAGCAAUACAAAACAGAAAUUGUAAAUUCAUCUGCAACCAUAUCAGCCAUUGUUGAAAUCCUAAACAUUGUUGCAAAUGUUUCGACUGCUGUCAAUGAAACGAUCAUGCAGAAUGUACUAAACACUGUUGAUGUCAUCAUUGGUGAUGAUGCAAGGGAGUCCUGGGUAGUUCUGAAUGCAAAUGAAACCCGCAAUUCCAGUUCAGCAUUACUGGGUUCACUGGAGACUAUUUCCAGUGAGUUGGUCGGGGAGUUUGCCAUUGUGACUCAACGGAUCCUGCUCAACAGAACCACCUUUGACAACUCCUUCAGGGCUGACCUGAACUCCAGCAUCGUCAUAGACAUUUCAAACACCAACAUGAGCAACGUCUUUAUUACCACCAUCACCCUCGCCACGCUUAAUAAUGUUAUGCCAGCACGGAACUCUACCUUUGAUGUCAGCCUCUUCAACUCCACCAAUGAAACUGCCAGUGAAAAUGCCAUCAAUUCAGCAGUGGUGCUUGUGAAAAUAAAUACAACAAUUCAGAAUGUCCUUUUGAACUACAACAAGCUGAACAACUCCUUGAUACUGAACCCCCAGUGCGUAUUCUGGAACUUCACACUCUUCAAUAAUCUCGGUGCUUGGGAUGAUGAAGGCUGUAAAUUUGUUUCUGACAUAAACAACACAGUAACCUGCAGCUGUAACCACCUCACCUCCUUCUCAAUUCUGUUGGCAACGGACAUCCCCCCAUCACAGAGAAAGGCCUUGGAUAUAAUUACCUAUGUUGGAGUUGGGGUAUCGCUUGUAAGCUUAGUUAUAGGUCUCAGUAUUGAGGGAUAUGUUUGGAAAGUCAUUACCAGAAAUAGCACUGCCUUCAUGCGUCAUGUGUCGAUUGUUAAUACUGCCCUGUCUCUGUUGAUUGCUGACAUCUGUUUCAUCAUCGGGGCCUCUAUAGCAAAGAACCCCCCGGAAAACCCAGGGGAGGACUAUAAAGUUCCACUUGGACCGUGUAGCACAAUAACAUUUUUUAUGCACUUUUUCUACCUUGCUCUAUUCUUUUGGAUGUUCGUGUCAGGCCUUCUACUUUUUUACCGGACGGUCAUGGUCUUGUCGCGCAUGUCCCAGGCAAACAUGUUGGCCAUUGGUUUCAGUUUAGGCUAUGGCUGCCCUCUGAUUAUAGCUGUUAUUACUGUUGCAGUCACAGCACCAGGGAAUGGAUAUAUCAGGAAAUACGAUGCUUGUUGGCUGAACUGGAUUGAGACAAAGGGCCUUCUUUCCUUGGUGAUACCUGCUUUGACCAUAGUUUUCAUUAACAUUUUAAUUGUCAUUGUGGUCUUGUUCAAAAUUUUGCGAAGAGGUGUGGAGGACUCUACCCAAAUAGAUGAAAAACAUACACUUGUAGUCCUUGCAAGAUGUGUGGUCAUUUUGACUCCUUUAUUUGGACUGACCUGGUCUUUGGGAGUGGGAACCACGGUUUCAUCAAAUGAAGGAAUCCAUAUUGCCUUCGCAUUCUUCAAUUCACUACAGGGUUUCUUCAUUUUAGUGUUCGGGACACUAUUCGAUUCAAAGAUCCGUUCUAUCCUCUCAAGGAGAUUAUCUUCACCAAGCAGUGGCUUUAAUCCAACAAGAAGUACGAGCGGCGGUAUUUCCGCUUUCAGUGGAAUAAAUAUGAUAAGUCGACUACGUGGAAGAAGACAUAUCUACCGUGUUUCCCAAGCGGCAAACUCAAGCAGUGGUGGUGCGUCGGAGUCAUUUGUCCAUAUCUGA
Xiphias gladius (swordfish) is the source of this 4458-nucleotide messenger RNA. Its product is annotated as adhesion G protein-coupled receptor F5-like. Gene Ontology annotation, molecular function: G protein-coupled receptor activity. NCBI's taxonomy places the organism in Eukaryota, Metazoa, Chordata, Actinopteri, Istiophoriformes, Xiphiidae. Gene Ontology annotation, biological process: G protein-coupled receptor signaling pathway; cell surface receptor signaling pathway. The transcript has 25 exons. The coding region runs from base 1 to 4458 and encodes 1485 amino acids. The record is from RefSeq and is a predicted model, not a curated record. Gene Ontology annotation, cellular component: membrane.